UGCCGUUUGGUGCUACGCUGACACCGCAUGUCAUUUUGAGUUUUGCGUCUUUACCUAACAAAGUCAUGUUAGAAUAUGUCAGUUAUCCCGUGAGAGCUUUUGAGCCGAACCCACUAAAGUGUUUCAGAUGCCAAGCUUAUGGUCAUGUUGCAGCAGCAGUGUGUAGGAGAGCAUUGGCCCGAAGGAAUGUUAGUAUCAAUUGUGGGGGUUCCCAUGUUGCUGGGGAUCAGAAGUGCCUUAGUGCGAGAGAGACUGGUUAAGGUUGCCAGAGUCAGAGUAGAACAGAAGGUGUCGUAUGCUGAGGCAGUGAAGAGAGUAGAGGAUGAUGGGUCAAGGGUGAGUAGUAGGCCUUGGCCAAUACAGUGAUAUGAAUUUGUGCUUCAGUAAGGUUGGCUUCUUAGUAUUCAUAGCCAUGGUUAUCAACUGUACCACAUAAAUGGAACCUAAAUCACAGAAAAUAGAUGUUGUGGCAGCUGCAAAGAAGUACUUGGGUGUACAAGGUUUUUCUGCAGGAGAGUUACAAGGUGUGUUGAACGAAAUAGUAGGCCUGGUGUAGGAUCAGUUAGGGUCAACGUAGUGGACUGGGGUGGUGGUGUUUUUUUAAUUAAUUAGUGGUAUAUAGGUGAAGGGCUAGUCUGGUGGUACAAUUGUUUUCCUUUCCCUCUAACCUUUUUGCAUCACUCAAUUUAACGUGAACGCCCACACUCCCGCACAGUAGGUGGCGGCAUGCACAAACAACGUGCGAACACCAUGAUCCCGAAGAAACAGAAGUAGUGUAGUGAACAACUACAAUUUCCACGUUGGCGUUUUUGUUGUUAUUUAGACGUUUAUUAACACAUUGGAACUCAAAAUACGAGCAUCAUAAAUGUACCUCAGGUAGUCUUUACUUCGCGUUGGAAGUAAAGACUAGGUAACGCUAGCUAGCUGCUAACCUAACGAUGGCUAACUGUAUGGUUUUUCACACUCAAAUAGCCUCCAUUAUGGAGGUUCUAGCGAAUGCAGCCGUGUCAGAGAUCUGUAAACUAGUAGACGACGAGUAUGCAGUGUUUCGUUUGGAAAUAACUCAAAGCCAGAAAGAAAACAGGGGAUUGCGGAGGAAACUACAGGUACUGGAACUGAAGGUGGCACGGGAGCGCGCAGAGAGGACAAUACGAGAGCGCGUCCUCGCCAGUCGUCCCAGUAGUGUCAAGAUCCUCGACCGAUACAGCGGAAUGGCAAGAGGUGAAGGACAUCUCACUGGAGGCGACAGGAGCUUUGUGAAGCCAGCGGGACAUAAUGUGUGGAGAGAUGAACAAAACAUAGCAAUUGAGUCUGCAGAUGCAGAGGCUGCAGGUCCUGAAGGAUUGUCUCUGGUCAAGCAGGAGAGGACUGAAGGAGAGGACCCACAACACAGCAGAGACAUUCAGACUGGAGCAGCGGCUGGAGUGGCGCCAUCUGUAGCCACAGAGGACCUUGCGACUGCUGCCGCGACCCAAUGCAGAAUCACGGUCAGUGAGGUCAGUGGAAUGCCGAACGCCGUCCUCAAGUCAGAGACAGACAACGAGACUUUAACUGUAACACAAAGGAUCUUACACACAGGAUCUGACCACAGAUCAGACCCAGAGAGACUGGGGCAGGGGCUACUGGGCUGUCCUGCUCCUGGCUCAGAGUAUUUACUUUACGAUAACCCAAGCCCGAGGACGGUUCAUUCCCAUCUGGACUUGGGUGAUGCGUCAGAGACUGUCAAUGAUCCGUCUUGUUCUUACAAUACAGAGUUGGGCCCUGGCAACAUGCCCUUGGGUUUAGAGACACAGACUGAUCUGUCUAGAGUGGAAUGGAACCGGUACAGUAGUAGUGUAUACUCUGAAGGGAGCCAAGAUAAGAAAGGGGAGGCUAUAGUGGUAGAUGAGGUGAAAGUGGAGGGCGACGCUCCUCCCACAUGGAGUGCAGAUAGUCUCCUGGGAGACGGACACUCACAGGGCAGAGUUUUCUUAGAUUACAGGGGAAGCUUAGAGACGAAUCGAAAUGGUGCCACCCACUCCCCUUUACACGCAUUCAGGGAUCGCGACCCAGUGUCCACGUCGACGACACCUUCCGAUUCACAAGGCUGCGUUCUUUUCGAUCAGGUAUUGAACUCAAAUGACCAAAGGGCCAAGGCUCGGGGAGGGGGAGCAACAUCAGGCAAUAGUAAAGAGAAACGGUUCCUCUGCAUGUUCUGUAACAAAGGCUUCAGUUGCCCCCAGAAGGUGGAGAUCCACCAGAGAGUCCACACAGGUGUGAAACCCUUCAGCUGUACCCAGUGUCACAUGAGCUUCGCCCAGGCUGGUGACCUGAAGAGGCACCAGAGGGUCCACACAGGGGAGAAACCCUUCAGCUGCCCACAGUGUGAGAAGAGGUUCUCCCAGGCUGGUGACCUGAAGAGGCACCAGAGGGUCCACACAGGGGAGAAACCCUACAGUUGUACCCAGUGUCACAUGCGCUUCGCCCUGGCUGGCAACCUGAAGAUGCACCUGAAGGUCCACACGGGAGAGAGGCCAUUCGCCUGUAGGCAUUGCGGGAAGAGGUUCUCAGAGAGGAGCUACCUCAGGAUACACCAGCAGAAAAACCAUUCUACUCUGUAAAAUAGAAAAUAAUUUAACUUAAUAGCUUCUGACAUUUAGAUCAAAUGCUGCAUUAACCCCCCAGCGUGAGUUUUUUGGUUAUGCGCGUGAUAUCAGAAUGCAUUCAUUAGCUAGGUUUCCAUCCCAAUUGGCAACAGAUUUUCAAUGGAAUAUUCUCAAAUCUGCAUAAAAACAAUGUGCACAUUUUCCCACCAGAAAUGUUUCCAUCAAAUCAGUGCGUGAUGACGUAGUGCACCCAAAAUGUACUUUUUCGAUUCAAGUUUUCAUGUACCAAAUAAAAAUAUAAAAGUUCAAUGUGUUUCCAUCGCAUUUUCAACUCUACUGAUAGUUUUGUCAUAAACAGCAAAUGUGUCUAAUUUGGUCUUGGCACCUGCGCUCUAGCCAACAGCUCGCAGAUACAAUACGGGUAGGCGGUGGCUUGUCUAGUCUACAUGAUGAGAUUAUUAUGGAUAACAGCGAAUAUAUUUGUCAAAAGGCAGUCAAUUAUCGAUCAUGUCGCAGCAUCAAGCACUUUCACAACAUAUUUCCUCUGAAGCCUAAUAAACUGCAUGGUUUCUCAAGUCAUAGUGGGAGGACCACACACCAUAUCAUCGCGUGACUCCAAAUUUACUUAGAUACGCUGGUUAUUAUAUAAUUAUUUGCACAUAAAGCGUUUUCACUGGCAUUUCCUGUGUUAAUUUUACCGACACAAAGAUCCCUCCAUGUCGAAGGAACAAAUUAUCUGUUGCCAUUUUUUUAAAAUUACACUGAAACUUCCAUGUUUCCAUCACAGCUGCCGUGAUUUUUCUUUAAACAAAAAAAUGACACAUUUUUGGAUGGAAAUGUAAUUGGUGUUCCAAAAUGUGAUUGUUAUGCAGGACAGUCAACCUGUCUAGGACACAGGUUCUGCUAACGGAACCCCCGCCCCCAACAUACCACUGAAAAGGCAGCGCGGGAAAUUCAAAAAUAUUUUUUUGAAAUAUUUGACUUUCAUACAAUAACAAGUCCAAUAAAGCAAAUGAAAGAUAAACAUCUCGUUAAUCUACCCAAGUGUCUGAUUUUUAAAAUGUUUUACAGCGAAAACACAACAUAUUUAUGUUAGAUCUCCACCAAAUCCCCCAAAAAAGCAAUUUUUCCCAGCCAAAGAUGGUGACAAAAGCAGAAUUAGAGAUAAAAUUAAUCACUAACCUUUGAUAAUCUUCAUCAGAUGACACUCAUUUGACAUCAUGUUACACAAUACAUUUAUGUUUUGUUCGAUAAUAUGCAUAUUUAUAUCCACAAUCUCGGUUUACAUUGGUGCCAUGUUCAGAAAUGCCUCCAAAAUAUCCAGAGUAAUUAUAGAGAGCCACGUCAUAUAACAGAAAUACUCAUCAUAAACUUUGACGAAAGAUACAUGUUUUACAUAUAAUUAAAGAUACACUGGUUGUUAAUGCAACCGCUGUGUCAGAUUUAAAAAAAAAAACGUUACGAAAAAAGC
Messenger RNA from Oncorhynchus mykiss (rainbow trout), 4056 nucleotides. RefSeq lists its product as uncharacterized. The record is from RefSeq and is a predicted model, not a curated record. NCBI's taxonomy places the organism in Eukaryota, Metazoa, Chordata, Actinopteri, Salmoniformes, Salmonidae. Gene Ontology annotation, biological process: regulation of gene expression. Gene Ontology annotation, cellular component: nucleus.